This is a messenger RNA of Patiria miniata (bat star), 1095 nucleotides long. Its product is annotated as ficolin-2-like. NCBI's taxonomy places the organism in Eukaryota, Metazoa, Echinodermata, Asteroidea, Valvatida, Asterinidae. The record is from RefSeq and is a predicted model, not a curated record. The coding region runs from base 1 to 1056 and encodes 351 amino acids. The transcript has a single exon.
AUGGCGAAACAGACCUAUGUGGUUCAGAAAGUAUUUCAAAUAAUAUUCAUCAUAUGCCUGGGAGCUACGUUGUUUGUCUCUGGAUUUGAAACUUCUUAUACGGGGAAGUAUAUGUUUUAUGCUGCUGAAAAUCGCGCACUACAAGAGUUUACCUAUGAACAAAAACUUGUUCGAUCGCGUGUCAUCUGCGGACGGGAAUGCAGCAUGGAUGACCAUUGCAAGUCUUUUAACUUCAACGACUGCAGUAAAAUGUGCGAGUUGAACCUUGCCAAAAGACAAGAGCAUCCUGAAGACUUCAACGCAACUCAAGGAAGUGUGUACUUUGAUGCAGAUGAGAACACACCUCUCCACUCACUGACUGAUAGCUACUUGGAUCACUGCAAAAGUUGCAAGAUGCUCCUUGAUGCCGACUAUCGUUCAAGCGGUAUCUACACAAUCUACCCAGAGGGAUUUGGUAAUGGCGGUCUUCGUGUAUACUGUGACAUGGAAACUGACGGCGGGGGAUGGAUCGUGUUUCAGAGGCGACAAGAUGGCAGCGUGGACUUCUACGGCAACUGGGCCGAGUACCAGUCUGGCUUUGGCGAUCUGUCCGGUGAGUUCUGGUUGGGCAAUGACAACUUGGUGACUCUGACGUCUUAUGAGUCAUAUGGAACAUGGGAGCUACGAGUUGAUUUAGAGGACUGGGAGGGCAACACGGCAUGGGCAAAGUAUUCAGAUUUCCAAAUAUCCCCGGGUGAGUACAAUCUGAAUAUUGGUCGAUACGAUGGCAGCAGCACUGCCGGUGACUCUCUUGGGCAUGAAACAAAUCCCCUGUGGUAUCACAGAGGACGUCCCUUCUCAACAAAAGAUCAUGACAAUGAUGUGUCAGAUCUAUACACUUGUGCACAAAAGUACACAGGAGCCUGGUGGUUUAAUAAUUGUUUUUACUCUCACCUGAAUGCUCAAUACUACCCAGAUGAGAAUGCAGGUAGUUACCAGGGUUUGCAAUGGCAUUCAUGGAAAUCGGGUUAUUCUCUGAAAGCAUGUAGCAUAAAAAUGCGGGAAAUUGGACCAUAAACAUUGUUUUAUUAAUAUUCUUUUAAUGUGUUGACGCUU